GAUUUGUCAUGAGGUCCCCAGAAGAAGGCGCACAGACUAAAGCCACAAAAAUGAAGGAGAGGUGAAAAAUUAGUAUAAGAAACCAUGUGAAAGCUUUCCUCUAGCUGCCAUAAGCUCUGAGCUGAUGCAGUGGAAGCUGUAGCUCUCUGUAAACAAAAAAUGAGGGAGUUCGGAGGUUUGCAUAUUGAUUUUGAACGUUUUGGCUGGGAGCUGCAUAAGAAAUGGAAGCAGACGAGAGUGAUUGUUGUGGUGCCACUGUUGAGAGUUGCGGUGUUGAUUUGCCUGAUAAUGACACUCAUACUUUUGACGGAGAAGUUGUUUGUGGGUUUGGUUUGUCUUGUUGUGAAGGUGUUCGGAUUGAAGCCUGAGAAGCGUUACAGAUGGAAGCCAAUGAGUUCUGAGGCAUCGGAUUUGGAGGCUGGAGCUUCAUCUUUCCCCAUGGUUCUUGUGCAGAUCCCAAUGUACAAUGAGAAGGAGGUGUACAAGCUUUCAAUAGGGGCCGCAUGUAAUUUGGAUUGGCCGACAGAGAGGAUGAUAAUUCAAGUCCUAGAUGACUCUACUGAUCCAGUUGUAAAGGCAUGAA
This is a messenger RNA of Phalaenopsis equestris, 583 nucleotides long. RefSeq names its product glucomannan 4-beta-mannosyltransferase 2-like. Gene Ontology annotation, cellular component: Golgi apparatus. The coding region runs from base 160 to 582 and encodes 140 amino acids. The record is from RefSeq and is a predicted model, not a curated record. The transcript is spliced from 2 exons. Gene Ontology annotation, molecular function: mannan synthase activity. NCBI's taxonomy places the organism in Eukaryota, Viridiplantae, Streptophyta, Magnoliopsida, Asparagales, Orchidaceae.